Molecule: messenger RNA, 1377 nt
Organism: Lotus japonicus
Lineage: Eukaryota; Viridiplantae; Streptophyta; Magnoliopsida; Fabales; Fabaceae
Product: F-box/kelch-repeat protein At1g57790-like
Exons: 5
Coding region: 1-1377 (458 amino acids)
Molecular function (GO): protein binding
Source: RefSeq, a predicted model, not a curated record
AUGCGGUCAUCGGUCACCAUUUGGAUGUUUCCAGCUCGGGAUUUAGCCACAGUUAAGGCUCUUCAUCCUUCCUUAAAGAGUGUACUGUUUCGGGAUCGAACCCGAGAUCUCGUCUCACAUACUCAGUCUGCAUUGCCAACUGAGCUUCCCUUCUUAGAUAAAACGAUGAAAAGGAAGAAUCAUAAGGAAGGCGUGCUACUACUACCAGACUGGUCAAAGAUGCCAACAGAGAUGUUGGAGCAGGUUUGCAAGCUUCUAACGAUUCCAAAUCAGGUUCGAUUCAUUACUGUGUGCAAGAGUUGGCUUUCUGCUAACACAUCCAAGAAAGCCUACCAUUGGAUCCCUGACGCACCCUGGCUUGUCAGUAACGACUGCACUAGCACUGAGUUUCAGGUCAUAAGCACCACAGACAAGCAAGCCUACAAUAUUUCCAAACCCUUCAGCCCUUUGCAGAACACCAUAAUUGUAGGGUCCUCGAAAGGGUGGUUGAUUCUCAGAUCUGAUCAAAGUCUAUUUAUCCUCAACCUCUUUUCGAAGCUUCGCCUUGACCUCCCUCCUAUUAGAACGAUGUCAUGUUUGCUUUGUUCCAAGGGUGAUGAUUGCUUUGGCAUGCACACACCCGUAGCUUUCACAAUUUCAAUGUGUCCCAACAUGAACCCCACCUUGGUCGCAAUAGUCACUUACAAGGGUGACCUUGGGUGGUGCAAGGUGGGAGACACUACAUGGAAAUGUUACCACACAAGUGAUAAAGUCUACUCCAACGUGGCUUUUCAUGAUAACAAGCUUUAUGCCGUGGAACGAGGUGGUUUGAAAGUGAACAUGUUCAAGUAUGAUGAGGGAGUGCUUGUUCAGGUUGGUAGUGUGGAAUCCACUGACCCAAUUGAACAUGCUCCUAAUCUAUCAAGAACCAUUAGGUCCUAUUGCAUGACCAUUUACUUGGUGGAAUGUGGAGGGAAUGUUUUGGUUGUGAAGAGAUUCUCUGAUGACACCAAAUUUCACACACCUACUAUAGAUUUUGUUAUUUUUGAGGUGGAUGAAAACUGCACCACGCCUCAAUUAGUGAAGGUGGAGAAUUUGGAUGAUCAUGUUUUGUUUGUGUCUAACAUCAACAUUGAAUGUCUUGAUGCAAAGUUUUGUCCAACGUUUCAGCGUGAUAGCGUGUAUUUCACUGGCUUCUCAGAAAACUCCUUCAUUACUGAAGUGGGAGUGUUCUCUAUUUCAGAUAGAACUAUACAUAAGAUUCCUCUCAAUAACCCUCAGAUGCACUCUCCAUCUUCAAUUUGGAUGAUGCCCAGAUUCUCGUUUGAAUGUGAUUGUGAAGUGUGCACCUCUACACCGUGGUUUAGGCCCAGACAAUUGAGGAAAAGACAUAUGUGA